This is a messenger RNA of Amphibalanus amphitrite, 3745 nucleotides long. Its product is annotated as endothelin-converting enzyme homolog. Gene Ontology annotation, cellular component: plasma membrane. The record is from RefSeq and is a predicted model, not a curated record. The coding region runs from base 493 to 3171 and encodes 892 amino acids. The transcript is spliced from 15 exons. Lineage: Eukaryota; Metazoa; Arthropoda; Thecostraca; Balanomorpha; Balanidae. Gene Ontology annotation, biological process: protein processing. Gene Ontology annotation, molecular function: metalloendopeptidase activity.
ACGACCUCCCCCCUCGCCGGCGCUGACGGGGGGGGGGGGCGCUGCUCUUGCCGGUGACGAGCCGUGCCGGAAGUGACGGCCGGACGUCACAGAGAGCGUGACGGUCCAUAGUUGAACGUGCCGGCCGGCGGGGCUCGGUACCGAGCACUGGGCUCCGCUCCCGGACCUGGUGGCGAACCCGAGAGCGGCGCCGGCGCCGGCAGUGGCUGCCCGACACCCCGGCGGGACGCGCGCCCGGCGGACGGACGGGAGGGACAGCCGGCCGAGUCCGAGCAGCUGCGAGCAGACGGCCGGGCGCCGGUGUCCGGUGGAGGCGCUCGGGGCCGCUCCGGACCGCGUCGGUCACACUCGUGACGUGCUCGGUGACAGCGGCGCCCCCCACCUGCCGGCGGUGACGCGCGCGACCUUGUGACCUUUGGUGCGCCGGGCCGGGCCGGGCGGCGCCGCGCAGCCGGCACAGAGCAGUGGUCCGCCGCGCUCCGGGCCAGCACGAUGCGGAUCGAGAACCCGACGUUCGCGCUGACGCCGGAGCCGUCGGCGCCGUCGGUGACGGCUGGCGACCCGUCGCCGGACGUGACGCGCACCGAGCCGGCCGCCGUCGAGCAGCUGAGCUCUGCCGACAAGGCCGGCCUGGUGGACGGCGCCGCCGACAGCGACGUCGUCUACGUGCGCGGCUGGCGGCUGCGCAAACUGUGGCUCUGGCAGGCGCUGGCCGCCGCCUGCCUCGCCCUGUUCGUCAUCAUGGUGGUGGCCUACUCUGCUCGGGGCGGCAGCAGCGACACCCCAGUCAGCAGCGCAGUCAUCGGCGGAAACAGCAGCGGCGGCAUCACAACCACCACCACAACCACCACCACCACCACCCCCAGCACCACCACGACGGCGCCGCCCGGCCAGCUGCACGAGUGCUCCCAGCCCGACUGCGUGUUCCAGGCCGCCGACAUCGUCCGCCUGAUGAACUUCUCGGCCGACCCGUGCACCGACUUCUACAGCUACGCGUGCGGCAACUUUGAGCAGGUGGCGCCGCACCGGCGCUCCUCCCGGAGCGUGUACUCUGUGCCCGACUGGCUGACCACACAGAACAACGAGCGCGUCGUGGAGCUGCUCGAGGACAGACCGGACGCCUACAGCCCCGACUCGGCCCUGUGGAAGGUCAAGACGCUCUACUCCAGCUGCCUUGACGACUACGCCAACCUGCGCAACGCAGGAAAACGCAUGGUCAAACUCAUCGACGGUCUGGGAGGUCUGGACCUGUGGGGCACGUGGGACCCUCAGUUCUGGCUGUUCAACAACACAUUCAGAAAGGUACACGACGAACACUGGACAGACGCCAUGAUGAACUUCUUCUGGGUGCGCAACCCGCGCGACCCCAGCAAAAAUCUGCUCAGGAUAACAAAGUCGGGCCUCGGUGUACCGUACCUCCGCGCCUACAUGAACCCAGAUCUUCCCGUCUACGAGGAGCUGCUGUCCACGUACCAGGAGACGAUGCUGAACGUCAUGGGCAUGCUGGUGCGGGACUCGGGCGUCAACGUCACGGCGCUGAACCGCUCCUGCGGCGACCGCUGCCUGGACGACUUCGUCAGCGACGUGCUCGACUUCGAGACCAAGCUGGCAAACAUCUCGCUGGUCCCCAUAGUGCCGUACACGCUGCGCCGACGCUCAGUGUCACCCCGCUCGGCCGGCGGCCCGCUGCACCGCUGGUUCGGCCGCCGACGGCGCAGGCGACAGGCGUUCUUCCGGCGCCGUCUGAGGAUGGCACCGUCCACCCAGCGGCUCAGUCUGGCUGACCUCAGCCGCGUGGCGCCCCAGGUGGACUGGGUCGGUCUACUGGAGGACCUGAUGGGCGCCAACAUCGUCACAGCCUCCACCUGGGUGGAAAUACCGCGAGACGGCUACAUACAGAAACUCAACGAACUCAUACGCACCGAAAACAAAAGGACGGUGCACCACUACCUGGUAUGGACGGUAAUCCGACGACACCUGAUGGCCAUGAGUGCCGACUACGUCUACCAGAGGACGCAGAUGGACGUGGCGUUCCAGCGCGGCCGGCGGCCGCCCUCGCGGCCCGAGUUCUGCCGCUCGUCGCUCGACCAGCACAUGCCCGAGGCGGUCGGCAUGCUCUUCGUCAAGGACCACAUCGGCCUGGAGACGCUGCACCAGACGGCCAACUUCACCGGGCGCCUGGUGGCCGCCUUCAGCGACAGCCUGCGGCCCUGGAUGACCGAGGCCGUGCGACGCCGGGCCGACGGCAUCCUCGGCAACACCAGCUUCCACUACGGCUUCCCCAAGUGGAUCAUGGACGAGCGCGAGCUGGACAGCUACUUCGAGCCGCUCGGCAUCGCUGAGGGAGACUUCUUCAGGAACAUGAAGAACAUGGACCUGUUUAAGCGGAUUCAGCUGAGGAACAAGCUCAAGUACGGCAACAACAAGCAGCGCUGGACCAUCGAGGCCACGCACGCGCGGAUCCUGAGCUCGCUGUCUGGCGGCUUUCUGGCGGUGCCGGCCGGCAUGAUGCAGACGCCUAUCUUCUCGCCAAGCGUGCCCAGCUACAUCAACACGGCAGCGCUGGGCUCGUUGGUGGCCGAACACCUGGCAGCCUUCACCGUCACAAACAACGAUUCUACCACUAUGGACAGCGUCUGGUGGGAUGGCGCCACGUACCGCCGGUACGAGCCGUACCGCAGCUGUGUACUCGACCUGUACCGCAACCACACCGUGCGGCCCGCCAUCACCUACAUGAACGCCGGGGAGAUCCCUCUGCGUCCCGAGCGGCAGGCCUCUGUGCUCGUCAGUCGCCACUACGCGCUCUCGGUGGCGUUCGAGCACCACCGGCGACUGCUGGAGGAGAGCGGCGGGGCCGUCCGGCUGCCCGGACUGCGGCACGAGACCAGCGACCAGACCUUCUUCCUCGCCUUUGCGCAGGCGCGCUGCGUUGGUAAAAGGUCGGCAACCACCGACUACCUGCUGUACCGGCUGGCCGGCAUCGUCCCCGCCCAGAUCGAGGUGAACACGGCCGUCUACAACCAGGCCUCCUUCCGCUCGGCGUUCCAGUGCGGCGCGCUGCCGGGCACCUACGACCACCAGCAGUGCGCCAUCCCGUCCAUCGAGGAGGCCACCUUCCGACCGCCGGCGAGCGCGCUGCAGCCGCCGCACCCCGCCGCCGGCCGCCGCUAGGGGCCAGUGGCCGCCCCGCGAGACCGGGGAUAACCAACACAGGGGCCAGUAGCCCGCACCGAGGACCAGUGCCCCCCCCCCCCCCCGCCGGACUGGGGGCACAGCGGCGCCCAGUCAGUGACCAUGUGAUGAUCCGAUGUCCGUCCCAAACGGCUGUAUUUGUAAGGGGCCUGUGACGCUCAGCGCCUUUUCAGUAUGUGUCAGAGAUGCGCCGUCCGCGGGACCAGGCAGCUAUACUGUCAGCUUUUGAUAAAUGCGUAUUAGCUUAUCUGACGUAAGCACGAGGGACGUCAUGUUUACGUCAUGACGUAAUGUCUCACACCCCUUCCCACCGAUCACGGGCAUUUGUGCCAUCAUAGUGUGUCCCGCUCUGAGCGCACAGCAAUCUGAUUGCCAGUCGUUCGCGUGUGUAAAAAAACGGUUAGGGUAGAUUAUAUGAAUGACUUGAAGGGCAUAAUUGUUCGGCUCGGGCUGCUGCACCGAGGAAAAGUGUAUGAGGGAUUCAUAUUCGCCCGUCCGUUGGACAUGUUUUCUUGUAUAUUCGAAUGCUAAACAUAUACUAUACACCAGUCUG